Molecule: messenger RNA, 2485 nt
Organism: Drosophila ficusphila
Lineage: Eukaryota; Metazoa; Arthropoda; Insecta; Diptera; Drosophilidae
Product: carbohydrate sulfotransferase 11
Exons: 8
Coding region: 1092-2342 (416 amino acids)
Biological process (GO): carbohydrate biosynthetic process
Cellular component (GO): membrane
Molecular function (GO): sulfotransferase activity
Source: RefSeq, a predicted model, not a curated record
CUAUGUGCUUCAUUUUUAACAGUUUUUAAGAAAAGCAAUACAUAUAAAUCUUAAAAAUAACCAAAGCAAUGCGAAAAGCUUGCAAUAAGUGAAAAUAAAGAUACGUUAAAAACAUAAACAAAAAAGAGCAAUGUAGGGGGUGUUUUAAUUUUCUAUUCGGGCUGCAUAUAGAAUUUUAGGUGACUAAAAAGAUAAUAUGUAUUUAAAUAACAAAAAGAAAGUCAACAUUUAAAGAAACAUCUACAUAUGGACACAUUCAAUGCUAUAACUAUAUACACAAAAAGAUGCAAAUCAAAUUAAUUAGUGAAAUAAUGAAAAAUGCUUUUCAUAAAUGCAUGUAGUAAGCCGUAUAAUAGUAGAAAUAAUAAUAAUAACAAUGUGAAUACAAAGACGAAAGAGAACAUUGAAAAUGAAGUGCAAAGAGCUUACGAGCAGACAAAACGAAGAGCCAAGUAAUUUAUGUAGGGGGUGUUUUCACACAAACAUCACAAUACCUCAAGUUGCACUGCCAAGAAUGGAGUUUCAAGUGAGCAGAAAAUCAAUAAACGACUUCCGUUGUUUUUUUUUUUGUGCCUCCUGACUUGCAGCCAAAAAUGUAGAAGCCACAAAGGCACACCCCCAACAAACAAAAAGCCGAACAAAAGCGGAAGCGAAUCAAUUGUUUGGCCCGAAAUAUUGUGCUGACUGCAGUGACACAAUUUUGGUCGAAAGCCACACGACAAUAAACCAAAAACUGCCAUCCGCCCAGCUCACUCAAUAUAUUUUUGGUUUCCGCUCUUCUUUUUUUUGUUGUUUUCUAUUCAUUUUUUUUCGGUUAAGAACAUUUAGCACAGCAAACUAAAUUUAGCCAGCACGACGUCGUCAACGAUGAGAACUUACAAAAUCUGUCGCCAACUGCAGGCAAACUUUGUGACCGCGUAGCAGCGGGAAAUGUCCCACGAUUAUCAAUAACCGACACGCGCGUCUAUCCGAAAUCAAUCCACAUCCAAAACCAAAUCAGAAUCUCCAACCGAAUCAAACCAAUACAAAUCGGAAGCGAGGACCGAGAGGAGAAUCAGCAUCAGUUCCUAUGCAGCUAGAGCCGGGUUUAAAUGAAAUUGAGCAAGAGCCUGGCAAACUGUCGCGCCAUCCGGCGCUAUUUGCUCAUCUUCACGGCCGUGUCCCUGCUGCUCCUGCCCCUCUCGCUGGUCUACCUGGUGUGGAACGAGCAGCUGCAGAAGAUCCGAGGAUUCGAGCAGCAGGAGUCGCAGCAGCAGCAGCAGACGCAGCAACAUGACCAGUCUCCGUAUCCGGUGGUCCGGUAUCCAGUGCUGCUGCUCAACAAAAACAAAAACAAGGACCUAACCGUCGUGGCAACGGGCAAGACCAAGAACAAGUGGCGCUAUGUUGAUAAAGACAGCAACCAGACACUCCUGCCCCUCAUCCCCGAGUAUGCCGUGCAGACGCUCACGCCGCAGGAAAUGCUCCAGGUGGAGCAGCGGAUGGACCAGCGCAGGGAGCGGCUGAAGGACAAGUGCUCCGCCUACGGCCUGGACGUCCUAGGUCACGACUCGUGGCACACCCCAAACACGUGGGAAUUUUUGGUCAACAAAAAGUAUCACAUUAUCUGGUGCAAUGUCUUUAAGGCAGCCUCCUCGUCCUGGAUGUUCAACUUCAAUGUCCUGGCCGGCUACUCGCCCAGUUAUUUGCGUAAGACGAAAAAGAUUCUCCUCAAUCUGGCCAGGGAGCGCUAUCCCCGGGUGACACUCGAUGAGCUGCGUGAGGCACAGAACUACUCGCUGACCUUUAUCAUCGCACGCGAUCCCUUCGAGCGGCUGUUGAGUGCCUAUCGGGACAAAAUGGUGUUCGCUUUGCCCUAUUCCUUCCACGAUAAAUUGGGACGCAGCAUUGUGCGCAAUUAUCGCAAGAAGCCCUCGUUGGCUGGGCGUGCGGCCAACACAAAGUUCCCCUCGUUCCCGGAGUUUGUGCACUGGCUGCUCGACCAGGUGAAGCGCGGCAGCUUCAUCGACAUGCACUUCGUGGCGGCCACUUCCUUCUGCACACCCUGCCUCAUCCGGUUCGACAUGAUACUGAAGUUCGAGUCGCUGGCGGAGGAUCAAUUAUAUCUAAUCGAAAAGACUGGCCUUAAGCGGGUGAUAGCGCCCGUGUGGCGCAACAUGGGCAAGGGCCGCAAGACGCACGAGCUCCAACAGCAAUUCUACGCGCAGCUGACGCGCCAGGAAAUGCUCGAGCUCUACGAGUAUUACAAAUACGACUUUGAGCUGUUUGACUACGACAUCCAGGAGUAUCUGCAGGUGGCCCGGCCGGAUGAGGCUGAAAGUCCGGCGGGCACAAAGAAUUAACCUAGCUCCGAACACUUAGACUUUGCUAAAAACCAAUGAAUCAAGUUCAACGAACUCACAUAUUAGCCGUCACAGUACGUAAUUGCAAAUGUUGAUAAUACUGAAGGAAAACAAUAAUAAACUUAACUAUAUUUAAACGAAAA